Molecule: messenger RNA, 3562 nt
Organism: Rhinopithecus roxellana (golden snub-nosed monkey)
Lineage: Eukaryota; Metazoa; Chordata; Mammalia; Primates; Cercopithecidae
Gene: LYN
Product: LYN proto-oncogene, Src family tyrosine kinase
Exons: 13
Coding region: 725-2263 (512 amino acids)
Biological process (GO): cell surface receptor protein tyrosine kinase signaling pathway; cell differentiation; innate immune response
Cellular component (GO): extrinsic component of cytoplasmic side of plasma membrane
Molecular function (GO): ATP binding; non-membrane spanning protein tyrosine kinase activity; signaling receptor binding
Source: RefSeq, a predicted model, not a curated record
CUUACUUCGUAAUGAUUAUUAAGAACUCAACGAGACCCCGAACAUCACCUCGGCAUAUCGCGCCCGUCCUUUCUCUAGAGAACCCCAAAUGUUAGAAGGCAUCAGAGCGCACCUCCUCCGCUCUCGGGGGCACCCCCUUCCUAAUACCUUGGGGAUAGGUCGGAAGGAAAGGAAAGGAGACGCGAGAGGUAUCAUCGAUGUGCCUGCGAAGCCCAGGCUCCUCCGGAGAUCCUUCCCUACAGUAGAAGGCUGGCCCAGGCUGUUCCACUCCCCGGAGCUGCAGACUGAGUCGCCAGGUUUCUGUGCCUUCAAAGCCCUGCGCGACGGCCACACCAAACACCCAAACCUUGGGCAGGGACCAAACGGUCACUUCCCCGCCCUCCGGGCUCAAUAUGCAAAUCCGAGCACCAGGAAGUAGCCGGGACCUCUCGACCGAGCCCAGAGACAGCCAGUUCCUCUCCCGCCGCGCCGGGCCGCGCUGCCGCUCGCUCCCCGGCCGUGGCGCCUCCGGGCCCGACGCGCUGCAGCCUCCAGCCCGCGGCAAGCGGGGCGGCCGCUCCAACCCCGGCCCAGCGCCAGCAGCCCCUCGCCGCGCGUCCCGCAUUCCCGGCCAGCAGCCUCCCUCUACGCAGGUCCUGCUGGGCCGCCCCGUCGCGCCCCCUGCUCUGAACUCAAGUCACCGUGGAGCUCCGCCGCCCCGAAACUUUCACCGCGAGCGGGAAAUAUGGGAUGUAUAAAAUCAAAAGGGAAAGACAGCUUGAAUGACGAUGGAGUAGAUUUGAAGACUCAACCAGUACGUAAUACUGAAAGAACUAUUUAUGUGAGAGAUCCAACGUCCAAUAAACAGCAAAGGCCAGUUCCAGAAUCUCAGCUUUUACCUGGACAGAGGUUUCAAGCUAAAGAUCCAGAGGAACAAGGAGACAUUGUGGUAGCCUUGUACCCGUAUGAUGGCAUCCAUCCGGACGACUUAUCUUUCAAGAAAGGAGAGAAGAUGAAAGUCCUGGAGGAGCAUGGAGAAUGGUGGAAAGCAAAGUCCCUUUUAACAAAAAAAGAAGGCUUCAUCCCCAGCAACUAUGUGGCCAAACUCAACACCUUAGAAACAGAAGAGUGGUUUUUCAAGGAUAUAACCAGGAAGGACGCAGAAAGGCAGCUUUUGGCACCAGGAAAUAGUGCUGGAGCUUUCCUUAUUAGAGAAAGUGAAACGUUAAAAGGAAGCUUCUCUCUGUCUGUCAGAGACUUUGACCCUGUGCAUGGGGAUGUUAUUAAGCACUACAAAAUUAGAAGUCUGGAUAAUGGGGGCUAUUACAUCUCUCCACGAAUCACUUUUCCCUGUAUCAGCGACAUGAUUAAACAUUACCAAAAGCAGCCAGAUGGCUUGUGCAGAAGAUUGGAGAAGGCUUGUAUUAGUCCCAAGCCACAGAAGCCAUGGGAUAAAGAUGCCUGGGAGAUCCCCCGGGAGUCCAUCAAGUUGGUGAAAAGGCUCGGCGCUGGGCAGUUUGGGGAAGUCUGGAUGGGUUACUAUAACAACAGUACCAAGGUGGCUGUGAAAACCCUGAAGCCAGGCACUAUGUCUGUGCAAGCCUUCCUGGAAGAAGCCAACCUCAUGAAGACCCUGCAGCAUGAUAAGCUCGUGAGGCUGUACGCUGUGGUCACCAGGGAGGAGCCCAUUUACAUCAUCACCGAGUACAUGGCCAAGGGCAGUUUGCUGGAUUUCCUGAAGAGCGAUGAAGGUGGCAAAGUGCUGCUUCCAAAGCUCAUUGACUUUUCUGCUCAGAUUGCAGAGGGAAUGGCGUACAUCGAGCGGAAGAACUACAUUCACCGGGACCUGCGAGCAGCUAAUGUCCUGGUCUCCGAGUCACUCAUGUGCAAAAUUGCAGAUUUUGGCCUUGCUAGAGUAAUUGAAGAUAAUGAGUACACAGCAAGGGAAGGUGCUAAGUUCCCUAUUAAGUGGACGGCUCCAGAAGCAAUCAACUUUGGAUGUUUCACUAUUAAGUCUGAUGUGUGGUCCUUUGGAAUCCUCCUAUAUGAAAUCGUCACCUAUGGGAAAAUUCCCUACCCAGGGAGAACUAAUGCCGACGUGAUGACUGCCCUGUCCCAGGGCUACAGGAUGCCCCGUGUGGAGAACUGCCCAGAUGAGCUCUAUGACAUUAUGAAAAUGUGCUGGAAAGAAAAGGCAGAAGAGAGACCAACAUUUGAUUACUUACAGAGCGUCCUGGAUGAUUUCUACACAGCCACGGAAGGGCAGUACCAGCAGCAGCCUUAGAGCACAGGGAAACCCGUCCGUCUGGCAGGGGUGGCUGCCUCAUUUAGAGAGGAAAAGUAACCAUCACUGGUUGCACUUAUUAUUUCAUGUGCUGGGAUCUUCUGCCGUGCCUGGAUCCUGAAAUGGAGGCUAAAUUACUCAGGAAGAACACCCUCUACAUGGGAAAGUACUCUGUACUCUUAGAUGGAUGCUUCACCCAGUUGCAACUUGGACUUGUCCUCAGCAGCUGGUAAUCUUACUCUCCUUGACAAUGUCUGAGUGCAGCCUUUUGAGAAGAAAACACCUAUUCCCUCCAAAAAUACACCCAGCUAGCUCUGUGUUUACAAAUGGACAUAGGACUCAAAGUUUCAGAGACCACUGCAAUGAAUCCCCAAUAAUAUCAGAAUUAAACUCAUUUAUAAAGCUAAAAUAACCAGAUACAUAGCAUGACAUUUCUUUGUAUUUUUCUCUAUGCUUUGGCUUACUUGUUAAAAAAAAAAAAAAAAUUACUAAUCCAACCUGUUAGAUUUUGCAGGUGAAGUCAGCAGCUUAAAAAUGUCUUUUCCAGAUUUCAAUGUUGUUUUUUUUUUCCUACCUCCCAAAAUCUGAGACUGUUAAACAUUUUUCUUCCAUGAACACUGCUCAGACCUGCUAGACAUGCCACAGGAGUGGCGUGCACAUCUCUGUCUCUUCCAGCAGGAAGAGCCCAUGAGCACACACAGCUGCUGUGCCGUCCAAUGUGCACCUGAGGGCACCGGGCUCACCUGGACCUCCCAGGAAAGGGAGAAGAGCCUCAGAAACUGCUCUGUGUUUAGAAGGAAUAUUUUUAAGGGUCCAGCUUUUUCAUUUCCACAAUUUCCUAUAUCCAGAUUUGUUUUGACAGUGUAGUUUAGAAGAACUAAGAUUCUAAUCUCUGAAGAACCUUAUAGGGCCUUCUAAAACUUAUAUAAGAGUUUCCUUUGUUGCUUCAAAGAUUUGAACGUUAUGUUAAAGAUCAAGUAUUAAUUUUAGUUGUACUCUAGAAAGUUAAAGUGCCACAUUUGGGGCUAUUUUUAUGAUUCAGCAAUCUUUUCUAAAUUGUGUAGCAUGUGUAUGAGACUAUUUAUACCCAAGGAUAUGAAGGAACGUAAGUGACUAGGAGGCUCUAGUGAGCCAUGGUGGUGGGAGGUUCAAGCGGUUUUGUUUACUAAAUUUUUCUCCUGUAAGCUUUGAAUGGAAACUUCUGUAUCACAUUAUGUGUUUCACUUAUGCUGUCGUGUACAUACCUAAUAUUUCUAUUUUUGAUUUUAUUUUAAUACACCUCGUCCAAUAACAUCUCAA